This is a messenger RNA of Penicillium cinerascens, 1527 nucleotides long. RefSeq lists its product as uncharacterized. The coding region runs from base 1 to 1527 and encodes 508 amino acids. The record is from RefSeq and is a predicted model, not a curated record. Gene Ontology annotation, molecular function: carbohydrate:proton symporter activity. NCBI's taxonomy places the organism in Eukaryota, Fungi, Ascomycota, Eurotiomycetes, Eurotiales, Aspergillaceae. The transcript has a single exon. Gene Ontology annotation, biological process: transmembrane transport; carbohydrate transport. Gene Ontology annotation, cellular component: membrane.
AUGAAGAACAUCAGCAUCGGCGGACGGGUGUUCCCAACGGUUGUCUGGUACCGUCAUGCCUGUCUCCGCAAACUCUAUUUUCUAAUCGCCGUGAUCUGGCUUUCUUCAGCGACUGGGGGUUUUGAUGGGACGAUGAUGAAUGGUCUACAAACGCUUUCGUACUGGAAUGACUAUUUCGACAAUCCUAGACCAUCCACAUUGGGCUUGAUGAAUGCUAUUGUUCCAGCUGGAAAUUUGGUGAUCAACUUCUUCAUGCCCUAUAUGGCCGACCACUGGGGGAGAAAGAGAACACUUAUAAUUGGGGAUCUAAUUCUUUUCGUUGGUAUUGCCAUUCAAACGGGCUCGGUGAAUAUGGGUAUGUUUAUCGCUUCCCGUUUCAUCGGCGGCGUCGGCGCCUCCUUUGGCACCGGGCCGUAUCUUAUCACGGAGCUGGCUCAUCCCCAGCACCGAGCCAUCGUCACGACGAUUUACAACACCUUCUACUACAUCGGUGCAAUCAUUGCCGCAUGGGCAACAUACGGCACCUUGACCAUCCAGAGCCAGUGGGCGUGGCGGCUGCCGUCGAUUCUGCAGUUUGUCACACCGAUCAUUCAGUUUUCCCUCAUCUGGUUUGUUCCGGAAUCACCCCGGUUUUUGAUCAACCGUGAUCGGCCUGAUGAGGCGCGGGCCAUCCUGGAAAAGUAUCACGGAACGGCCAGUGGCCCAGAGUUUGUUCAAGCCGAGUUUGACGAGAUUUGCCAAACCAUCCAACUAGAGAAACAGUUUGCCAAACGUGGUUGGAUGGAGUUCUUCUCCACUAAAGGAAACCGUCACCGGUUCGCCAUCUGCCUGAGCCUGGGAAUCUUCGCUAACACGGCCGGAAACACAAUUCUCUCGUAUUAUCUGCAUCAAGUGCUUGACAGCGUGGGAGUGACAUCGGCUCGCGAGCAACUCCAGAUCAACGGUGCGGUCCAGGUCUACAAUUGGGUUUUUGCCCUCGGGAUCACAUUUUUCGUGGACAAAAUUGGACGCCGGCGUCUCUUUCUCAUCUCAGUAGGGGGAAUGCUUUGUAUUUUCAUUGCCUGGACUGUCUGCUCCGCCUUCUACUCGGAGAACCAGCAGCCUGGCACAGCCAAGGGCGUCUUGGCGUGCAUCUUUCUAUACUACACCUUCUACGACCUGGCCUGGAGUGGUCUUUACCAGGCCUACGCUUGCGAGAUUCUGCCAUAUCAUCUGCGAGCCAAGGGAUUGGCUAUCGUCGUUAUCGGAGCGUACGCCGCUGCAUUUUUCGGCAACUAUGUCAACCCCGUCGGUCUCGCCAAUGCCGGAUGGAAAUACUACCUUCUCUAUGACUGCUGGCUUGUUGUGAUCUUCGUCACGAUCUAUUUCCUCUUUGUUGAAUCCAGGAACACCACUCUGGAAGAGAUCUCUGUGAUCUUUGACGGCGAUGAUGCCUUGGUUGGCGGCGGGGUUGAAAUGAGCAGACGCGAGAGAGAGUUGGACGAAUUGAAGCCCAGCGCGGUGCAUUUUGAACAAGCUGACCCGUGA